ACUCUCAGUAUGGACUUUUUAUAAUCAUAGAGGUGGAAUCCUUAUUUCAAAGGGUACAGAGUGGAGGAGGGAAAGUCUGGAUAACCACAGGUCUUCAGAACAAAUUCUCAUUAUGUGAUACUGACUGCUUCCCGUAUGUGCAUGGCUCUUUGUCCUUUGUAAUGAAGACUAGAAAAAGGACCAAAAAGGACUACUAUGAGCCAAUGUCCCCAACUAGUCCAAGCUGCAUGGUAAAAGUAUUUGAUUGUUCAUAUUCAAAGCAUGCCUUGUCCCUGAGGGGUUUAACAAAAUGCAGGGAGAAGAAGAAUCUGAAGUUGUUGCCCCAGGAAGAGGUGGAAAGAAUUCAGUCGCAAGACAGCUACAUCAAUUACUUGAAUACCCAAGUUGUGGCUCAGGCUUUAAAUGCAGCAUAUUCAUCCAGAUCAAAGCGGAGUUUGAUUGUGGGAGGUGGAAGAGGAGGAGGCAGGUUGGAACGUCAAAGUCUAUGGUCAUGGCAGGUAUGUCCGUUCCAUUUUGCAAAGGAUUGUAAGAUUUCUUACUGUCAGCCAGAUUCCGUGUUGUUUUAUGUUUUCCUGUGAUUUUGAUUCAUUUGCAAGAUUGUUGCUGCUUUUUUCAGUUUGUUGCUGCUUUUUCAUGAGUUUCAAGAUUCUUGGCCUUGUGAUUUUCUGGAAAGUUUCCGUGGUUUGUUUUUUUAAUGCAGCCCUGUGGCCCUCCACCUUUGCACUGGAUCCCCUGCAACCCCAUGAAGGCACCAAACAAUUUAACCCCUGUGUUGCAAACAGUAGUCAGUAAUAUCCAAGGCAACACAAUGACCAAAUACAAUGAUACGAUAUCAAUAUGCACUUUUUAUAUAAUAUGAAAUAUAUAAAUCAUAUAAACAGAAAACUUCUGAAUCUCUGAAAGUCACAAAUUACGCACUCUAAACGGAUUCUCUUGAAAACAUAAAACCAAAUAAACAUAAGUCAUAUAAGUCUCUGAAAGUCUUUGAAGACUAUGCAAGUCUCUGAAAGAAGCAAUGUAUCAGAUUCUUAUCUGGUGCAAACAGCCUAUAAAGCUUUGUUUAUGGCGUCCAACGCUGUCAAAGUAGUUUGCAAACAGACGUUGUGAACAGUGAUUCCGGACAUACCCACUGUUUUCAUGGAAUUCUUUAUUCAGCACAGCAGAAGGAUACAAAAAUGCUUCAUAAACUGUAAAAGAAUAUUAAAACAAUGACCUGCAUAUGCAUGGUAACUAUAAUAAACUCGAAAUAUUAUGAACUAUACACAUAAACUAUAAUGUCAAAAUAAAACCAAAGGUAUCCUUCUGCUGUGCUGAAGAAGAUAUUAUAUCAUUGUAUUUGGUCAUCGUGUUGCCUUGGAUAUUACUGACCCCAUGAAGGCAGCCAGGCUGAAUAGUUCCUGGGGUUGGGGAAGGCGGAGGCAGCACAGAAGCUGCAUCUGAGAGCCCCUGCACCACCUGAAGGCAGCCAGGCGCUCCUCAGCUGAGCUGCCUCAUCCCACUCCAACUUGCCUGCAAGCAGGAAUGGAGGCGGGGAUCUCUCAGAAGGGGAGCAGGCUGGGGUGUGUGUGGCAUCAUCCAUUGCCUGCUUGCUUGCCGCCCCGGCCCAGCCUUCCCUCACUCAGUGCUGGGUCCGCCAGAGCUGGAGGAAGGGGGUGGUUGUUGUUGUGGCAGCGGCGGAGGGACCCAGCGCUGGAGGGUGGCAGGUGCCUGCUCGCUUGCUGCCUGGCCCGCCUUCCCUCACUAGGAAAACGGAAGUGUGGCACUCAAAACGGAAGUUAUGCUCAGAACAGAGCAUGUUCGGCUUCCGAAAAAAGUUCCAAAACCGUAACACUCAUUUUUGGGUUUGAAGUGUUCAGGUUCCAGUAGUUCGAGAACUAAGUGUAGGAAUGAUCGCUGAGUUGUAGAGCACACUCCUGCUCGCGGGCAGCCUCAGCUGUCUGCACGCGUGACCUUGGGGUGCGGAGCACACUCCCCCUCACAGAUAAAGCCACAGCUGUCUGAACAACUUGCCCUCUGUCUAACCUUUUGCGGUCUCAGUAGUCUGCUGUGUCCUGUCUGUGACCUUUGUCUCUGAGACCUUUGUCUCCUUCAUCAUACAUUGUGCAAGGGGAAAAUGACGCGGUGGAAACAGGUGCCAAAAUAACUUUGUACCACCUCACGAUCUUGGGACUGGAAGAUGUGUAAAGGUCAUAGUCCAAAUGUAUCUGCCUGAGUUUGCAUAUUGUGGCAAUAAAAGGAGCCUCUACAGAGCUAGCUGGCAGCUUUCUUGUGCACAGGUCACCUGCAUUAUCAACUCCUGCCUCGUGUCCUUCACUUCAUCUGGCACCCAGGUCCAUGGGGCCAGUUUUACUCACUUCGCUCGGCAAGAGCUACAGACGCGUCCCUGCGUCACUUUGCUGAAUUAAGAAACAUCUCAUUACAGCCUUACUGGCAUCCCACACUACACUUAGAUCCGUUUCUCUACUCCAAAGGUAGUCUAUUCUGCUAAAGGAAUUAUAUGUGCUGGGGGGGGAAAUGUGAAUUGGCUUUCUAAUGGAUGCUAAAGUCGCCAUAAAUCAAUUAGAUCAAAAUUUAACACCAUAUUUAAAAAAUGCAAUUGGUAGUCUCCCUUUUCUUGACUCUUUUUUCCUUAUAGUUUUAUCUACAUCAAGCGAAACACCACCACUGAAGUCACCCAUCAUUAUUACGUUAUUAUCACACAAGUCAAACCCUUUCUCUUCCAAGUCCGUGUUCUGUUCAUUGGGAGGGUAAAUUCCCCCUAGAAUAAUUGAUUCCCCAUAUAAAGGUAAAGGGACCCCUGACCAUUAGGUCCAGUCGCGGAUGACUCUGGGGUUGCGGCGCUCAUCUCGCUUUAUUGGCCGAGGGAGCCGGCGUACAGCUUCCGGGUCAUUUGGCCAGCAUGACUAAGCCACUUCUGGCGAACCAGAGCAGCGCACGGAAACACCGUUUAUAUAAUAAUACAGUGUUACCGCGCGUUAAGUACUUAAUUCGUUCCGGAGGCCUGUUUUUAACCUGAAACUGUUCUUAGCCUGAGGCACCACUUUAGCUAAUGGGGCCUCCUGCUGCUGCUGUGCCGCUGGAGCACGAUUUAUAUUCUCAUCCUGAAGCAAAGUUCUUAACCCGAGGUACUAUUUUUGGGUUAGCAGAGUCUGUAACCUGAAACAUAUGUAACCUGAAGCCUAUGCAACCCGAGGUACCACUGUAAUAAUAAUUUAUUAUUUAUACCCCGCCCAUCUGGCUCGGUUUGCCCAGCCACUCUGGGUGGCUUCCAAAAGAAUAUUAAAAUACAAUAACCUAUUAAACAUUUACCUUCUUGCCGGAGUGGUACCUAUUUAUCUACUUGCACUUCAUGCUUUGGCAGGAGCAGGGAUGAGCAAUGGGAGCUCACCCCAUUGUGGGGAUUCGAACCACCGAUCUUUUGAUCGGCAAGCCCCAGGCUCUGUGGUUUAACCCAUAGCACCACCCGCAUCCCUGAUUCCCCAGCUAGAUUCAGUUUAAUUGCCAUCAUUCUGCAUUCUUCAUCUUUUAUAUUUAAAGAUGGUUUGGGGGUUUAGGGUCUAAUUUUGAGAUUAACAUACAUCAUUACCCCUCUUCUUUUUUUAUCAGAAGAAAUGAAUUUUUGUCUCAGACCUUUAUUUAUUAAUAAUUUUCUGUGUUGUCUUUUUAUAUGGGUUCCCUGCAAACAAAUAAUGUCUAAUUUCUGUUUUGUCAAAAUGUGUGCUAUUUUAUGCCUUUUCAAUUUAUUAUUUAAUCAAUUUACAUUCCAUUUAAGAAUUCUAAGAUCCAUUUUCAAUUAAGUCUUGUUUACCCCUCUGCUUCCAUCCCCCCUGCUGUUUGUUCUCCUCUUCCUCUUCUUCAAUCUCUUCCUUUUCUUCUGCUCCCUCCCUGUUUCAAGACCUUUCUCAUAAUGUGUCUGAAGCACUCUGUCUUUGAUAUUUCUAGAAUUAAAAAGGACCAGACAAUCUCCUGGAAAUUUUCCUUCUUCUUAGCAUACAGGGAUUUAACCCUGAAAGCAUGAUCAAUAGUUUUAUCUACCUCCUACUUUUGUAUCUCAAGCACAUUUGCAAGUGCCUCAGUUAUUUUAGCCCUUAUUGCUUCAUCAGAUUGCUGAGGAACAGACCUAAAUCUUUUUUAAAAAAUUAAUAAGCGUACUAGGACUAGACAAUAACAUUUUAGACUACCAUUAGGCAGCAAUACAUUUACAAGCUUUUGCAGCCUCACAACAAAUGGAGGGAAUCUCUAACCUUCCUUACAAUCUUUGAGUUUCAGGGUAAUCAAUACCACUGGAUAGUCUUCUUUAUAAAAUUUCCUUUAUGCGGUUAUUAUAGGGAAAAGAGGAUCCUGCAAUAGAAAGAUGACUUUAUCCUUAUUAGAACUUAGUGUUUUGCCCUUAAUAAAGCCAUCUUGAUCAUUCUAUCCAUAUUUUCCCCAACAUCUUAAUCAACCUUUCCUGUAUGUAAUAAUGCGGACUUUGGUCAUCCCCAAAAUGCGGAAGCAGAAUGCGGGGGGCCUAAUAACCUAUCACAGUUGCUAUGAGUCCAGAUGAGAGAUGUGCCUCAUUGAAAGAAGAUAAGGAUGCAAAAAAUUAGUGGCGACUUAACCAACAUGGGUUCUCGUUCUCUCAAUGCUGGAGUUUCCUCUGUCAUUCCAGCUUCAUCCUUUCUUGAAAGAAGUCCGCUCCUAUACUAAUACUUCAGCUGAUGGACAGUACUUGGAUGAGGAUGGGGCAGUGGCUGCUGACUUCGAUAUCGUGAAUCUGGUGCUGUUUCCUAACAACUCUCUUGCUAGAGUGAAGAUUGGGAGAAUAGAGAGACAGGGGUCCUCAAAUAUGAAGUUCACUAUUAAUCCGGAAUUAAUUGUAUGGCCCAAUCUAUUUAAGAAGGUAUGAGAAAUUAUAUCUGUCCUUUUAUUAACUAUAGCAUCUGCCACGCUCUAACAACAUUUUGAAUAAUACAUAUGACUGCAAUCUUGUGCUCACUCCCUGCAGCUAAGUCCCACUGAGAUUAAUGGGACUUGCUCUUGAGUAAACAGGUAUAACCUUUAAUCUAAAGGCACAAUUGCUACUGACACUUUCUCCUUGGUGCUCAAUCUCUUUAUGUCUAGACAGUGCCUCAUUCAAGAUGCACCGAAAGCUGUCUCCCAGGAUUUGCCAAAAAGGUUCAGGAAGGGAAGCCACCGUGCUGCUAUGAUUGUGCUCCCUGCUCAGAAGGGACAAUCUCCACUCAGGAAGGUAGGGGAGGAUCUCAGAGGAAAAGACUUUUGAUAGGAGGAUGGGGCAAAUUUCUGAGUCACUCCAAACAUGAUGUUAGUAAUGGCACCUCAUGAAUGAAAUACCCUCUUCAGGGAGGUCUCCCCUGUUCCCACCCCCAGCACAAGGAAAUUUUAUUUGCCCAUGUGCUCAAGCAUGUAUAAUUAACCUGUAUUUAAUGAUGGUAGCUUUUCUACAAAAUUUUGAUUUGUAGUUUUAUUUUCUCAUUUCUCAUAUUGGCUUCUACUACAUAACCCAUAUAAUUUUAGAGAUGGAGAGGUGAAACAUCUUUGAAAUCCAACCAUUAAUCACUAAAGAUUAACUCAUAUGAAACCUUAAGGAUAUAAGUACUACUCAAUAAAAUCAAAGCCACCUGUUUUAAGAGAAGCCUGUGGGAAUGAGUUGAUGGAUUGAUACUUUUCUAGUUGUGAAU
Podarcis lilfordi (Lilford's wall lizard) is the source of this 5681-nucleotide messenger RNA. The record is from the annotation of a GenBank genome assembly. Lineage: Eukaryota; Metazoa; Chordata; Lepidosauria; Squamata; Lacertidae.